CAGAAGUUAACAACAUGGCGUACUCAACGAACCGGCGAGUUUACAUGUAGGCCUAGGUCGUAUGCUGUGUUUUGUCAGCAGUAACAAUCAUGUUAUGGUAGUAAACGUUCUACCAAAGCAGUAGUUGGCCUUGGAGCAUCGAACAGCUACUGAACCAAGCCUUUAAUAAUGUCGAAAAGUGCAGUCUGUAAAGCCUGUGGUUGUAGCGAGAUAGACACUGACCAGGCACGGGGGAGUGCAGUAUGUGUCAACUGUGGCUCGGUCAUUGAGGACAAUUUUAUCGUCUCAGAGGUCAACUUUGCUGAGAACAGCAUCGGGGGAACGUCUGUGAUCGGCCAGUUUGUGCCGACAGAAGGUGGAAAGAGUCAUUCUUUGGGGAGUUCUUUCAGACAUGGAUUUGGCAAGGAGUCAAGGGCAAUCACUCUUCAAGCAGGUAAGGGUAAGAUCACUGCACUGGGUGGCCAGUUACAGUUAAACCAACACUGUCUGGACACGGCCUACAACUUCUUCAAAAUGGCGGUGUCCAAGAAACUUACCCGAGGAAGAAAAACCAGCCACAUUGUUGCCGCGUGCUUGUACCUCGUCUGUAGGAUAGAGAGCACGCCCCAUAUGCUUUUGGAUCUUAGUGAUUUGCUACAGGUAAACGUUUAUGUACUGGGCAAGACAUACCUGAAGCUGUCACAAGAACUUCAUAUCAAAGUGCCUGCAAUAGAUCCAUGCUUGUAUAUCCAUCGCUUUGCCCAUAAAUUGGAGUUUAACGACAAAACACAUGAAGUCUCAAUGACGGCAUUGCGGUUGGUUGCAAGAAUGAAACGGGACUGGAUGCACACUGGGCGGAGACCGUCGGGUCUUUGCGGAGCUGCCUUGUUGGUUUCUGCCCGCCUGCAUAACUUCAAUCGGACACAGAAGGAUAUUAUUCGAAUUGUGAAAGUCUGUGAUGCAACACUCAGGAAAAGGCUCACAGAGUUUGAGGAAACACCUUCGGGUCAGCUAACCAUCGAUGAGUUCAAUAAGAUUGACUUGGAGGAAGAGCAAGACCCACCGUCAUUCACAAAGGGGCGUAGGAAGUUGAAGAUUGCCCAACUGACAGAGAUGAGUAAACAGCAAUUUCAGGAGUUGUCUGGGGAGAUCACGACGGUCCAACAGGAAAUCGAGAAGGCCUUGAUGAGGAAAGCGGCCAACGUAGACGAUGCUAGCAUCGCUGAUGACUGUGAUGGGGCUGAUAUCGUUGACAGGCUCAGUGAAGAGAACCAUAACCUGGGGAUUGAAGAGCACAUUCCUCAUCCUCUGAGGAGUGGCAGCGGAGACACGCAUGAGGAGAAUUCUUCUCCUGCAUCUCGAGAUGCCUUCAGCCGCCUCCCUGAUGGGAGCGAUGAACCCAGAGCAGAAUCAGGCCACGAACUCGCUGGCGCGGGCCCAGCAAAAGUAGGGCACGCCUCAGCUUCAGAGGGGGAGAGAGCAAGAUCACAGACAGUAGACUCACCCUUGGGGGCUGCCGGCCCCCGUGCUCGGGCUGUCCCCACCCCCAGGGUUGAUUCCCCCGGGGGGGAGGGAGGAGAUGUGCUGAAUUCCUUGCUGAUGCCCCCUCCCUGGAGCGAGGAGGCCGAGAUGACUCAGGGUCUGCCCCCCUCGGCUCUGUCUCUGGGUUUGUCAGAAACCAUCGAAGAGUGCAUGCAGCCAACAGACAAGAAAGCUUCUGAAGAAGAGUCAGGUGACUUGGACUUGACGGGCAUCGACGACAGAGAAAUUGAUCUGUUCAUAUUGAGCCCAGCUGAAGUUGCAAUCAAAACGGAGAUCUGGACGAAAGAGAACGCAGAAUACCUCAAGCAAUUGGAAGAUAAACAAGCCAAAGAGGCAAUGGAAAAGGAGCAAGGAAUCACCAAGGAACCAAAGAAGAGAAAAAAGCAAGUGCGUAAGCCGCCAAUUCAGGCCAGCACAGCCGGGGAGGCUAUUGAGAAACUCCUGAGAGAGAGGAAAAUAUCCAGUAAGAUUAAUUACGAGGUGCUGCGAGAUCUGAACAGGACAUCAGGUUACCAGCAGCAGGUACCGUCAACUCCCACCACGCCCACUGUCUCGGAGAGUCCCCUCAAGAAGACCUUGCCUGUGAGACCCACUGCCUCUGCUAACAAGAGGCCCAGGCCUCUCCUCGGUGCAUCAGCAAGGAAAGAGGUGUCUGCUGCCAAGCACCCCAAAUUAGAGCUGGGAGUCCAACCCUUGAAAUCCACCUCAUCAAAUGUAGUGGUAGAGUCUGGCCCAGUGGAGUAUGCUAUAGAAGAUGGACCGCCUGAUUCUAUGGAUGGGGGAGGAAUGGAGGAGGAAGUAGGAGGGGAAUACUACGAAGAAGAAACAACAUUAAAAAGUGCUGCUCAGCUAUUGGGCCAUGGUGGUAUGGAGGACUACCAAGACGGCUUUGACAUUGAUGACUUGGAGUAGUGGGUCUUCCAGACGCAGGAAUAUAUUUAUUGGCGUGGCUUCGUCCUUUGAUGUUAGGGGAGGGAAAAAGUUCAGGUGCAGUUGUGUGUUUAUUGUUGAUCUUGGCUGAAAUAAACUAAGUGCCAGCCAUUGGAAUAGAGGGGAAUUUCAGAGGUGAUGGUGUUGACAUCUUAAGACUGUGUGCCCUGGUUUGGGGGAAUUGGUUUCUUGGGCCUGAGAGGCAAUAACCUGUUCAGGUAUACAUGUCAAGGCCACAGGCUGCAUGGACAAAUGCCCGCUCAGUGCUAACAAGAGAAGAAGAGUUGACCUCCAAUGUUUAGCACAGCUAAUACCCAGAGGCCAUGCGAAGAUGCUACCUGUUUGUGUGAAGUCAGAUGAAAAUUGGGCAUACCGGUGUCCCCACACAGUACACCAACUCAUAUGGGUAGGCGUGGCAGUGCUGUUUUAGCCUAGUGGCUGAGAAGUCCCAGAUUAUACCCUCACCCAGCUCCCCUCAAAGUCUGUCAAACAGUAUACUGAAAUCGGUGAACGUCGGACUGGUAAAGUGUCAGGCUACCGCAUAUAUAAACAUACACACCUUUGCUGGUGGUUUUAUGUGUCAGCUUGUUCGAGAUGAAAAUUAAGCAGGUGCACAUUGUUAUCUAUGACCGAGAAAGAAGGAAAACAAAAUGGAAUUGGAUUUAUUUAUUUAUCUUGACUUGAUAUUGUAUUCAGUUUACAAUCUUUAAUUGUAUUUUGUGUGAUGUUAUUAGUGAAAGAUCGUGAAAAUCUAAAGUAUGUUUUUCAAAUCAGAAAAGUUACCUAGAUUUGACAAUUCAUAACCUCUUCUUUUAGAAAUGACCUCUUGUCAAUCAUAUAUCCAAAGUCUGUCUGAAAUCGUAAGACCUUCAAUUUCCCAUAUCGACGUGAGUCUCAAGUGCCAUUUUCACUCCUGCAGUCAGAGAAAGGUUCUUUGCAUGGAAACAUGCAUGUCAAUAGUCAUCCCAAGGAAUGCAGUUACAUGCAGCACAUCAGUCAAAACAAUGCAAGUUCCUGUACACAUGGAUUGCCAGCAGGCAAGAUUAAAUAAGAGGCCUGUAAUUCCAGUGCAGGUCUGACAAUUUGAGAAUCAUCUUGGUACAUGUAGGUUGGGUCACAAGUGCAUCCAGACUGUGUACAAACCAAGUGAGACUGGUCUUUGACUGAAUGCACAUAGAUGUACAUACACAGCAUUCAGUGUAGUUGUUGGACAGCAGUGGUAUAACUAUGUUGGGGGAGGGGCAUGGAUGGAACAGAUCCCCUUGCUCAAGGCCAGUGCCCUCCCUGUGCCCCAUUCCCCCCACCUUAGUGUUUUAGCUGGAACUGAGCCUAUUGAGUGUCGCUCUCCAGGAAUUCACCCCCUCCCCCAAAGUGCCAGCCUGUUAAAUGUACAUGUACCCUGGUUAUGCAACUGUAGAAUUUUGGUUUCAUAUAUUCUUUGUGGGAAAAUUGGUGCGUGUUUAUUUGAAUUUUUCAAGCAAGAAAGUUUGGAGUUUUCCCAUGCAAGAAAGCACUCACUCGCCUAACAAAAGGAAAAGCCAUUUGUAGUUGUUUGUGACAGCUUUACUACGUAUAGUUGGCUGGACAGCUACCGUAGGGCUGAAGCACAUUUGUAUUGCUGAUCGGUGGCCAUAAUUUACACAGUUGCAACUGGAACAUCUAAGGUUUUUUUAAUGUCAAAACAUAAUCAAAUUUUGGAAAACAGCCCUAGCUGGUGUGAAUUUCCCUCACUGCCUGCAGCCUAUUAAUCCAGUGUAUCAUCAAAUCUGAUGCCUCUGAAAUGUGCAGUCACUCGACAGAGACAACACAGAACCAAGGCUGGGAAGAGACCAGGAAAGAAGAAAAAACAAUUCGAGCCUCGUGGAAAGAAGGCCCGAGAGGUGAUAUGUGCAAAUCACAUAGAGAAGAUAGGUUAUAAGAUGAGUCACCUGACGUUGUGUGUGAUGCCCUACUUGGAAAGGGGAGCUUAAUCAUAACUGAUUGCAUACAGAUAGGAUUACAUGAAACGACUCGUGACUGGGAACGAUCAGUGGUCAGGCUUGGCUGUCUGCGUAUGUUAGCACUGUGUCAUUAUGAUGGCGUACAUUGGCCGUCUGGAGGCUGGCUUGUCAUUUUGGGCCCGAGACAUGAGACUUCUACUGCCAGCCGUCGGCAUGGCAUGAGGGGGGGAGGGGGGGGAGAAUAUGCUGACAGGUGGGAUUGUGUAGCCCCUUACUGACGAGGGUGAAAGACCUACCAUUGCUUGCACUCGAAGCUUUUUGCGCAGAUGUGGGUUAAUGAAUGUAGGGAGCCAGCUAGCUGUCUGUGUAUGAAGAGAAAGCCAUGGCGAGUGUGUACCCUGGAUGGGUCUAGCCGGUUACCGACCUCCCAUCCGAACUUUUUCCCCGUUUGCUUUCAGCGUUUGGUUGUGCCAUCGUCUGCAAGGGAAAUAACUCAAAGAGUUUUUUUAACCCCUUUGCGAUUAUUUCAAGAGCACAAACUUGAAAACAGUUUGGGUGAACAUGACUGGCUUUGAGAUGGUGUCACUCACCUGAUGUAGAUCACCAUUUGUGUCAGGCAUCCGUGUCAGUCCUUAACCCUCAAAGACUAUAAGUCAUGUAAACAUGCCACCCCUGAAUGGCCGAAAGCCAGGUUUGAAAGGCUGAUGUCAAUGGGGAUAUAAAAAGGAUUAAAAUGGCCAACUUGCUGUUUCGGUUUCAAAAAACAAUUCCUUUUUUCCCCAGGUUUCUCACAUAGAAAGGAAGUGUCGAGAGCCUGAACAGCAACAAAACUAAUUGAAAAAAUGUUCUCUAUGUUCCCUGUCUGAAAUUGCGAGGGAAAAUGUACAGUGUACAUAAUUAGGCUAGCUGUUUGCAGGGGGAAAAUGAUCUGUAAAUAUUGUACAAACACUUGUAAUAAAGUGGUAUGUGAACACCAUGACAACAAG
This is a messenger RNA of Acanthaster planci (crown-of-thorns starfish), 5377 nucleotides long. Its product is annotated as transcription factor IIIB 90 kDa subunit-like. The record is from RefSeq and is a predicted model, not a curated record. Gene Ontology annotation, cellular component: nucleus; transcription factor TFIIIB complex; transcription preinitiation complex. Lineage: Eukaryota; Metazoa; Echinodermata; Asteroidea; Valvatida; Acanthasteridae. Gene Ontology annotation, biological process: DNA-templated transcription initiation; transcription preinitiation complex assembly; transcription by RNA polymerase III. Gene Ontology annotation, molecular function: TBP-class protein binding; RNA polymerase III type 3 promoter sequence-specific DNA binding; RNA polymerase III general transcription initiation factor activity.